Molecule: messenger RNA, 4129 nt
Organism: Meleagris gallopavo (turkey)
Lineage: Eukaryota; Metazoa; Chordata; Aves; Galliformes; Phasianidae
Source: RefSeq, a predicted model, not a curated record
AAUACAGUGAAAGAGGAGUGGUAUGCCAAAAUCAACAAGCUGAGAAAGACGGUAGAUCAGCUCUUCUGUAAGAAGUUUGCUGAGGCCUUGGGGAGCACUGAGCCUAAAGCUGUUCCAUACCAGAAAUUUGAGGUCCAUUCUGCUGACCUGUACGUUGAAGGUCUGCCUGAGAACAUUCCUUUUAGGAGUCCAUCCUGGUAUGGGAUCCCUCGCCUCGAAAAAAUAAUUCAAGUGGGCAACAGAAUAAAAUUUGUAAUCAAAAGGCCAGAGCUGCUAACUCUCAGUUCACCUGAAGUUACUCAACCCGGGACAGACACACCAGGCAAGACAGCCAAAGAAGAUUGGAACAUCAGGAUCACAAAGCUAAGAAAGCAAGUAGAAGAGAUAUUUAAUAUGAAAUUUGCUUUAGCUCUGGGGCUUUCAGAGGCAGUGAAAGUUCCCUAUCCUGUAUUUGAAUCAAACCCUGAGUACUUGUAUGUGGAAGGCUUGCCAGAAGGAAUUCCCUUCCGGAGUCCCACGUGGUUUGGGAUUCCACGCCUGGAAAGAAUUGUCCGCGGGAGCAACAAAAUCAAAUUUGUUGUUAAGAAGCCUGAGCUUGUUGCCUCCUAUUUGCCAUCAAGGCUGGCUAGUCAAUUAAACACUAAAGCAGCAAAUCCAAAGAGUUCGAAAAGGUUACAAAGUCCUGCAAGCAAUUUACAGGUUCCAGAGAUAGAAGUUACUGUUGAAGAAGGUCCUAAUAAAGCACAAGCAGCAGAUGUUCAAACUAAUUCUCAAACCAAUGGGUCUGGUAUGAGUUUCAAGCCAAGAGGAAGAGAUUUUUCUUUUGAGGCAUGGAAUGCCAAAAUUACUGACCUAAAGCAGAAAGUUGAAAAUCUUUUUAAUGAAAAAUGUGGGGAAGCACUGGGGCUGAGUGAGCCAGUGAAGGUACCGUUUGCGUUGUUCGAAUCCUUCCCGGAGGUUUUCUAUGUGGAAGGCCUACCAGAUGGAGUGCCGUUCCGACGACCUUCUACUUUUGGAAUUCCGAGGCUAGAGAAGAUUCUGAGAAACAAAUCUAAGAUAAAAUUCAUUAUUAAAAAGCCUGAGAUGUUUGAGGCGGCGGUGAAGGAGAGUUCUGCUAGAAGUCCCCAGAGUGAGAAAAAUAAUCCAUCUAAUACAGCCAAUACAGCAAGCACUACAGCAAAUACAGCAGUGAGCACAGCAGCGGGAGUUGAAGAUCUUAACAUCAUUCAAGUAACUUUGCUAGAUGAUGAAAGUGAACGACUUUCAAAGGUAGAGAAGGCCAGACAACUGAGAGAGCAAGUGAAUGAUCUCUUCAGCAGGAAGUUUGGUGAAGCCAUCGGUAUGAAUUUUCCCGUGAAAGUCCCAUACAGAAAAAUCACAAUCAACCCUGGCUGCGUGGUGGUGGAUGGGAUGCCUCCUGGAGUGUCAUUUAAAGCUCCCAGUUAUCUGGAGAUCAGCUCCAUGAGGAAGAUUUUGGAAUCAUCAGAGUUCAUCAAAUUUACUGUCAUCCGACCAUUUCCAGGACUUGUGAUGAACAACCAGCUAAUGGAGAAAACUGAAGCAGAAGCACCACCAGCAGCACCAGCAGCAGCAGCACCCACACUACCAGAGCCAGCUGAACCAAGGCAAACAGAGCUAUCUUCAGGAGAUGUUACAGAAACAGAAGAAAGUUGUCAAAUAAAGCAAGAACCUGGCCCAACGUGGUAGAGCUCAUCCCUACUGCGCCAGAAGCACCCAGAGCUGAGAGGAGCUUGCCGGGACUGUGCUGAGCUGUGUAAUAUAACUGUAUAAGAGAAGUACCUUCUAUACAAACCCUUUUGUACUUUGAGAUAGAAAUGUCUACUUUUUCAGCAGUUCUGUGAAUUGACUUAAUGUGAAGAAUGACUGCAGAUUUGAAAUGGCUGGUUUUGCUCUGGAAUAUAUUAUAAGGACUAAAUUUGUUGCAGCAAUACUGGGGAGAUGAUAAGGAUUCAAAUGAACGGGGACUUAACGGAGGCCAUCUACAUUUCCCAGUAAAGCUGAAUUCCACUGUGCCUGAAUAUAUCUCAGCUUCUGUAAUGAAGAAACAGUGCAAGUAGUUCAGUUUGUUAGUUUUACUUUGGAGAAAACAGAUCACUGACUUUUUUUGUUCUUACUCCUUUCAUGGCUGAUUGGUCAAUAGUAUGUGUAUAUUUGCACUAAUUUUUCCUACAUCUGCCACAACUCUCAUGUUUUUUGUAGAAUCAUAGAAUCGUAGAAUCACAAGGUUGGAAACGACCUAUAAGAUCAUCUAGUCCAACCAUCUUCUCAUUACCACUGCUACCACAAGCUACUAAAGAAUAAAUAAAUAAAAGGUAAAUAAAUAAAAAAUAAAAGGUAAGCUGGUUCACUUGACUGUUAGUAUGCAUUGAUGAGAUGGACAGUAUAUCAGUUUGUGGACUUGUAGCCCAUUUAAAUUUAACCCUUUUAUAGUUUGCUCCAUUAAUUGAAAGUAAUAAGUGCAUGUUUUAUCAGAGUAUCACGUGGAAUUUGUAUGAUGGGUCUGCUCUGGCAGCCCUAAUUUAGACAAAACUCAAUGGACCUGAGUGAGUUUUUCUCCUGCAGGCUGUGGGUAAUGUCCUGCGUUCAUCCAGAACUACCUACAGAAUCCUGCACCACAAGCUGCUGUAAAAACUUAAGCUGUGUCAAAACUUAAAUCUCCCAUAGUCCUGUUUAUGCCCCACAUCAUGUGAGAGUCUCAUGUAUUCAUUUCUUGAAGUUUCACAACCCGUGAGAGUUGUAAAAUCCUGACAAUAAGAGGUUGGGAUGACUGCAUUAUCCACAAAUGCUCAACCUUAUUCCCUCAUUAAGAAAUAAAGAUAUUUCUGAUGGGUCUUUUUGUGACUGUCCAUGUAUGUUCAUAUAGCAGUAACUUUGUAGGCAGGUAGAAUAUCUACAGCAUGGAUACUACAGUGAAGAACUGAGUUCCUGUCACACCCUUUGGACAAGGAAAGCAGUGCUGAGUGGUGCAUCUUCAAGGACAACUUUGAAGAUUUGGUGCAGUUGGGUGUAGUGUCUGUCCUGAGGAACAUCAACAGGAGGAUCUCUGCAGACAGGUUCAGAGCAGCACAUGCUCUCAAUGUAAGGCAGGGAGAGGGCUGUAGCUCGUGUGCUGGCAUGAUUGCUCCAUAUAGGUCUAAGUGCUCCUGCUUUAUGAUGUUUGGAGGCACUGUAAGUAUCUGGUUGUCGUCGUGGUGGCAGUAGGGGCAGGGAUAGCUCUGUGCUGAACCGUUUUCAAAGUGCUGACAGCAGGUGAUGGAUGCAGUGCUGCCUUGUGUCAGCCCCACAUCAGUGAGCCCAAUGGAUUUUUUUACAUGGUGACACUCACUUAUGUGGGGACUCUCCCAGCUCACAGCCACUGACAUAUUUCACUUCAAUGGAUCUCUAUAAUUAAGUUGUUACAGAAUGACAGCCAGUUUCACAAUUGCUGCCAAAACUUUUUAGGGUGGGGAAAUGAGUUAACACAGCUUUUCAUGCUUCCCUUUUUGAGAAAGCAGAAGGGAAGGCCAUCCCUCCUUCACUGUCAUUGCCCUUAGGGCAGCACUCCUUGCACGUCAGUCCUGUAGGGCUCUGUUGCUCAUAUGGAGUUGGUGCUAACAUGAGUUGAGUGGGGCAUUAUAAUGAACUGUAAAAAUGGCAUGACAUGACUGCCUGGCGCGGAUGUCCUGUAAAUGUAUCACACUCGGGUGUAUGAGAGCUUGAAAAAAUGAAGUGAAAACUGAUGACAGUGGUUUUACUGGAAAUGCUGAAGGCUGGGAUUGGGUCCAUCCCUAUGGCAGAUCUCAUUAGUGUUGGGGUGCACAUCAGCAGUCGGCACUCAUGGCUCUUUUGAUGGUCUCGGGCAUUUUGAGUUAAAAGCAGUAGGGAUAAAUUAAACUGACAAAAUAAUUGCACUGAUUUUAUACCUUCCAAAUACCGAUUUUAUAUUGAAAAUGAUCUAUACAUAUAGUAGGCAGCAGACUUUUAAGGUGUUGACCAUGUAUGAAAAUCUGAUUCAUUUCUGAACUAGUAAUACAUAAGGUGUUCCACUCUUUGGGCACUGAGUGAUAGUGCCCUAAAAAGCCUUGGCUGUACGGAUAAAUGAGGAAAUAAAUACGAUUGUAACACCUUA